Messenger RNA from Chaetura pelagica (chimney swift), 1479 nucleotides. It is a transcript of the gene SUGT1, whose product is annotated as SGT1, suppressor of G2 allele of SKP1 (S. cerevisiae). Bases 1 to 1041 code for a protein of 346 amino acids. The transcript has 12 exons. Gene Ontology annotation, molecular function: protein-folding chaperone binding. NCBI's taxonomy places the organism in Eukaryota, Metazoa, Chordata, Aves, Apodiformes, Apodidae. Gene Ontology annotation, biological process: protein stabilization. The record is from RefSeq and is a predicted model, not a curated record.
AUGGCUGUCAUCUGUGUAUUAGACUUCAUGUUUAAGGCAUUUGAAGGUUCUGUUUCCUCCUCAGUAAUAAACAGGCUCCUAGAAUUUGAUAUAAUUGGUGUCUUUUCAUGGGGUUUUUUUGUGUCUAUACAGGAACUGACAACAGCUUUGGAGAAGAAUCCAGACAAUGCCGAAUAUUAUUGUCAGCGAGCUUAUGCUCAUAUCCUUCUACAGAAAUAUGCUGAUGCAGUUGCAGAUGCAAAGAAGUCCCUAGAGCUCAACCCGAAUAAUGCUGUAGCGCUCCUUAGAAAAGGGUUAGGUGAAUAUCAUAUCAACAACUAUGUGUCUGCUUUAGAGUCUUUCAGAGAGGGACAGAGAUUGGACAAUGUAGAUGAUACCUUUACUAUUUGGAUUAAAAGAUGUGAAGAAAGACUAAAUGCAUCACAGACAGAACUGCAGCAACCUCUGCCACCAAAGAUCAAAUACGACUGGUACCAAACAGAAUCUCAAGUAAUUGUGACUAUAAUGAUCAAGAAUGCCCAGAAAGAUGGUGUCUGUGUGCAGUUCUCGGAGAAAGAGAUGAAUGCAUCAGUGAGACUUCCAUCAGGUGAAGACUACAACUUAAAGCUUGUUCUUCUUCAUUCUAUAGUGCCCGAGCAAAGUACUUUUAAAGUGCUUUCCACAAAGGUUGAAAUAAAAAUGAAAAAGCCAGAGGCUGUAAGAUGGGAAAAGCUGGAGGGCCAGGGAGAUUCUUCUAAGUUAAAGCAAUUUACACCAGAUACCCAGCACUUAUAUCCAUCAUCCUCUCACUAUACGAGGAACUGGGACAAGCUGGUAGUUGAAAUCAAGGAAGAGGAGAAGAAUGAGAAGUUAGAAGGAGAUGCUGCUUUAAAUAAACUCUUCCAGCAAAUUUAUUCAGAUGGUACAGAUGAAGUGAAACGUGCCAUGAACAAGUCAUUUAUGGAGUCUGGAGGCACAGUUCUGAGCACCAACUGGUCUGAUGUUGGUAAAAGGAAGGUAGAAGUAAACCCUCCUGAUGAUGUGGAAUGGAAAAAAUUCUAAUCCUAUUCUUAAUCUUUUACCAUCUAUGUGUUGCCAUAGUCAUGUACUGACCACUGUGUAUGGACAUAGCAUUCUUGGAUUCAAAGCACUGAAUGUUCCCUUGGAAACAGGAAUUUGUCCUUAUAUUUUGCGUGCUUUAGAAAUUCCUUCCUCUGCAGAUGUUAAAGAUAUUCUUCGGAGUGGAGCCCUGUUUUUAUCAUCUCUGUCUAAUGUUUGGAAAUUGAGUCAAUCAGUCUAAAUUUUCUACCACCUUUAUCAGCUCUGCUCUUUGGGGAUAGGGUGAUCUGUAAUGGGCUGGUCAGGGUUAUUGCCUUACGCCCCAUAUUUCUGUUCAAUAACUUAUUACAUCUUGGCAACUUUGGGGUAAAACACUUUUAAACAACAGUGUUAAAAUUGUUUGCUCUUUAACUCUGCUAAAUAAAACUGUAAAUAUAAAUU